CAGAAAUGAAUCUGCGGAUCAAGAGCGUAUAUGGCAAGGAGUCCAUCUUCACCGUUUUGGGCACCGCCCUUGUCGUACUUCUUCCUUGGAGAGGCCUAUCCACCACUGGAGUUGUUGCCUGGAUUUCAGUCUUCCGGUUCGUCACCGGCAUGGGUGCAGGGGGAGGUGAGUUUCAUAUCCCCGAGUUGACAUAUCGGAGACCCUAAUGCCCGUGUCAAGACUAUCUCAUGGCUUCAGCACUUUCCGCCGAGCACAGUAUCGUGGGGACCAGAGCUCGACCAUACUGCUGAUAUUCUCAAAUAACUCUUUGGAGUCCAUGACGGCCAGCAUAGUCCUGGUGAUUCUCCUCGCCGCCUUCAAAGGUGCUAUUGCAAGGGACAUCAAUCACCUGGAAUGGGUGUGGCGCUUGCUUCUCGGACUGGGUAUCAUCCCGGCAGCAUGUACAUUAUAUGUUCGGUGGAGGAUUCAGGAGACAAAAGCUUACGGAGAAUGUGAGGACAACGAAUUUACUAUUACAGCACGAGCCACUGACAGACCUACAGAUGUCGUCAAAAGAUCCAGUGGCCGAAAUUACAUGGUCCAGGUCCGCGAAUUUCGCAAAUACUUCUCUGAUUGGAAGCAUGCCAGAGUGCCGUUUGCGACCACGGCUUCGUGGUUCCUUUAGUAAGCCGCAGCUCACAUGGGGAUGUUCAUUGCUGAUUCGUGAAUAGUGACAUCGCCUCUUACGGCAUCAGUCUGAACCAGAGCAUAGUCCUUGAAGACAUACGAUUUGCCGGCGGUAAGGACCCAUGACAAAACUCUGGAAGAUUGCCGUCGGCAAUACCAUUGUGCAGCUAGCCGUAAGCAAGCAGUC
Exophiala viscosa is the source of this 853-nucleotide messenger RNA. RefSeq lists its product as uncharacterized. The record is from RefSeq and is a predicted model, not a curated record. Lineage: Eukaryota; Fungi; Ascomycota; Eurotiomycetes; Chaetothyriales; Herpotrichiellaceae. The coding region runs from base 206 to 664 and encodes 152 amino acids. The transcript has a single exon.